Molecule: messenger RNA, 1727 nt
Organism: Hydra vulgaris (swiftwater hydra)
Lineage: Eukaryota; Metazoa; Cnidaria; Hydrozoa; Anthoathecata; Hydridae
Product: centrosomal AT-AC splicing factor
Source: RefSeq, a predicted model, not a curated record
AAUAAUUAAAAUUUUUAUAAAAUUUAGCUUCGUUUAAUACCCAACAUGACAUGGUUUUAAAUUUUUUUAAAUAUAAUAAAAGGGAACUGUCUGUCGGUAAGGGAACUGUCUGAUAAGUCAAAAUGGGGCACUACCUGUAAAGCAAUUUUUAUUACAAUUGCUUCUGGUUGCAUACAUGGAUUGGCAAAUAAAAUGACUUCAUAUUCUUAUUGUGAUGUUUGUCGCAUUAACCAUACACUUGGGAAAAGACACAAUUUUACAAAGAAACAUAAACUAGCACUUAAGAUAUUGAUAGAGAAAUUUGGUAAAAGAAUUACUGAAUGCUAUACUUAUUUUCAAAACCCAGUCAUUUUUGAAGCUAAAAGUGAAGAUGAAAGUUCAAUGACAGUGUGGUGUCAUUUUUGUAAAACAAGCUGCAUUAAACACGUGACAGAUAAAUAUAAAACAAUUUUGUAUGGUGGUAUUUUUGAGCACCUAUCAUCUGAGAAACAUUGGAAAUCUACAGACGAAUUUUGGAUUACUAAUAGUGUUGACCAAAAGGAAAAAUCAACUUUCAUUAUAUCAAUGGCAGACAUGCUGUUAUACAAAAAAAAACUUGUUCUAUUAGUUGAGCAAUUUGAAAUAAAAGAAAUAUCACGCACACUGGAUAUAGCAAAUUCUAUUAAAAUUAAAGAAAAAAAUAAUUUAGCCAUUGUUAGUAGUUUAAAAAUAUCAUCUGAUAAUGUUGUUUAUAAAACUGAAAAAAAUAAGUUUGGCAUCCUUCAAAAUCCUCUUGGCAUACAUCAAGGAGUAAGAGUAUGGAGAGGUGGAAUUGUUAAGUAUAAAAUGAAUUCAGAUCAAAUUAUUCAAACAAAAUAUACACAAAAAAAUCAAGUUGAAAUAAAACUCAAUACUGUUACAAAAAAUAUUCAUACAGGAGCAGUACCACCUUGGUUGUGUAAUGAUGAAUGUGAUCAAAACAGUAAAAUGGGUCCUUCAACUAAAGAGUUUGAAGACUAUAUAAUAAAAACAAAAAAAAGGAAGUUAAAUCCAAAUAGAGUUGGAGCAAAAUUUGACCACAAAACUGAUGAAAUUCAAAAGGAUUGGCUUCCAUCAUUUGGUCGUGUUUGGACUAGUGGUCCACGUUGGAAAUCUCGAAAUGAAUUCAAAGAUAUGAAUGAAUGAUAUACAGAAAGCUGUAAAUCAACAUAUUCCAAUUAUUAAUAAAAAGAUGCGUCCAAUAAAAGUUCAAAUAAUACAACCUACCGAAAAAAUGUUAGAAGAUUUAUCUAAUGAUGUAUGUGGUUACUGGAAAAACUUAGGUAGAAAACUCAAUCUUCUUAAAUCUAAAAUUGAGUCAAUACAUAAAGAUCAUUAUAACUAUGACUUCAUCUCUGAAAAAGUUUUUGCUAUGCUAUUAGAAUGGAAAGAGUUGAAUCUUAAUGCCACAACGCAAACUAUGUUUGAUGCUUUAAAAUCAUGUGUCAAAACAGCGUUGAAACAAAAUACUUUAUUUUUCGUAAUAAAUUAUUUUGUUUCACGAAAUAAUGAUCUUUAACGAGUUUAACCUGCUGCUACAAUGCAAAACUUGAUGACAUGUACGCAUGCGUUUGAGAGUGUGCGUAUAUAAUAUAUAAAUACACUCACACAUAAAUAUAUUAUAAGUUAAGAAGAAGAAUAAAAGGUAACAUAGUAUAAAAAAAUUAUUGUAUGGUUUUAACAUGUAAUAUAAAAUUAUUUUGCUCGAA